Messenger RNA from Microplitis mediator, 820 nucleotides. RefSeq names its product ion transport peptide-like (gene ITP). Gene Ontology annotation, molecular function: neuropeptide hormone activity. The transcript is spliced from 4 exons. Gene Ontology annotation, cellular component: extracellular region. The record is from RefSeq and is a predicted model, not a curated record. NCBI's taxonomy places the organism in Eukaryota, Metazoa, Arthropoda, Insecta, Hymenoptera, Braconidae. Bases 118 to 669 code for a protein of 183 amino acids. Gene Ontology annotation, biological process: circadian rhythm.
ACAAGUAUACUAACCGACCGACUGCCACAUUCGAAAGAUGUACCACGACCUCGUCAAUGUUUCGAUCAUUUAUUUUUUAUUUUAUCACAGCAUCCUCUACUUGCUUCCAAGAAGAUAAUGCAGCUUCGUCACCAAAGACAAUCUCCAGCACUUUCAGCUUCCAGCCUGUCUGUACAGCUGGCUAAAUCAACUUCGAAUACAUCAAGUCGGCAUAUUUGUCAACCAAUAAGUCCUCUACCUUCGACAUCUAUGACGACAAUGUCAGGAAGAAUAAUCAACUUGUCUUCGCCACUUUUCAUCAAUAGAAGCUUCGUAUGCUCGUCUGUACUUCUAUCCAUUAUUGCCUGGUCUGUCACGCUACUUUUGAUAUCGUCUUGUCUCGACGUUGCUGACGCUGGUUUAGUCAUGGGUCAUCCACUUGGCAAGCGGUCCUAUCUAGAUCUAGGCUGCAAGGGCGUAUAUGACAAAAGUAUCUUCGCACGACUUGAUCGCGUUUGUGAAGAUUGCUAUAAUCUCUUCCGAGAACCUCAACUUCACACUCUUUGCAGAAAGGACUGCUUCACGACAUACUACUUCAAAGGAUGUGUGGAAACAUUAUUGAUGCAAGAUGAGAUUGAACAAUUCAAAAUGGCAAUCAAACAACUCCAUGGAGCUGAUCCUGGGGUUUAGACAAGAUUGCUUCAGCACUAAAUACUUUACGAGUUGUAUUCAAGCUCUAUUACUUGAGGAUGAAAAGGAAAAGUUCCAGGAAAUGACGGAAUACCUCGGCCGCAAAAAGUAAACGAAAGAUACUUACAAAGCAUACACGCCGGUACGAGAG